UUGGUGCUUUUGAAGAAGCGCUAAUGGUUACGAAAUAGGGUGAUUUUCACGGCCGUGGUACGUUUGAAGUAAAGUUGACCAAACAAGUUGAUAUGUGUAAGUCUAUGACGUCAGAAAUUAAAAUGACUCACAUUUAGCUAAUUGAAUGGCCGACCGGUUAGCAGGGGCGCCGCAACCACAGCUGGUUCGAACGGCACGCUCGCCUUAAUGGUUCUGGUGGUAGAACAAAUCUUCUCGGAUAAGAACUAUAAACCGUAGGCUCGUGUGCACUAUAAAGAAACCGAAAUAGGCCUAUAUACAUAGAUUUGGCGCAACAGGGUGAGGGAUUUUAAUUUCAGAUUAUCAUGUUGAAAUUGUUUUACGCAUGCUUUUGUUAUAAAAAUUGUUAACAGAAAUAAAAUUAUCUCUCGUCCCUAAGACUCAUAGAAGGACUUGGUUUAUAAAACAUCAUUCAUCUUGUAAUUUUAGAGUUACUUUCUGUUGGAUGCGAAAAUACAAAAAUAAUUUAAAUAAAAAUAGAUAAUAUAAUCCCAAAAUAUUUGGGUUGCAUAGCUUGGUGGUUAAGAUGCUUGCCUUCCAACCACAGGGUCCUGGGUUCAAUUCCUGUCAGUGUUGCAGGAUUUUUUCUCACGACCAAAACAACUCCACUCCCUAAAUCUCAUAUUGAGAUUUAGUUUGUGUAAAAGCAUCGUGUGUAUAUGUUUGACUUGUGUAAGGGAUUGUCACCUACAAGUAGGAAAGUGAUAUAUUCGCUAUUGACAAUCCUUGGCACAUGUAUUGUGUGCCUAAAUAAAUAAUAAUUAAAAAAAAAUAUUUGAUAUUACAAUACUAUUAAUGAUUUAGGUGAUAAUUGUGUAAUAUAUAAAACAUAUUUUGUUUUCUCUUGAAGUUUCAGCAAUUGCCUAGAAACCAAUUUCGACAGUUUCAGUUUGUUCACUGAAUUGAGAAAGCGUUUGGAUAAUGAUUCGUUCAAUCCAAUUAUUGUGUACCAAUCACAUUUGUGUUUCCAAAGAAACAUGUUGCAAUUUCAAAGAAAACACUCAACAGCAUUCAGUCAGGUACUUAAUAGAUGGCGUGUCUCUGAAAUGGACCUUCAGGAGCAGCUUUCAAUACCAGCCGAUUGGCUGACAAGCCUUUACGACAAAUUAAAGACUCUAGAGGCCUCAACUAUAAGGGACCCAGACCAUCAGAGAACAUUUUUUCGCUUAAUUGGAAAUACAUUACACAUGCUACAACAGCUCAUUCUGCGUGGAAGGGAUCUCAAAGAAAGUGUCGAACAAGACAGUAGCAAACACGUCACCUCCGUAUUACUGAAGCUGCCGACUGAGACAGUCAUCGAGCCUCAUUUAUUUCAAAAAUUAUCAAAUAUUCAGGAUGACUGGAUAAAGAAACAGGAUCAAGUGACAUUGUAUACUAAACGAAAAAGAGAUCAUGUGCCAUUUCAAAAGCGAUAUCGUUCGACUCAAAUCAACCUAUAUGUGUCUAAAUCUGCCAUUAUUUUGACGUCUUCCUCAGACGAAACUGUCGAAAAUUCAAAAACGUUCUGUAGCUGUUAUGAUCGAAACUAUGCUGAUGUGGCUAUCAUAGAUGCAAAAUCUCGUGAGAGCUGGAUGCCUGAGAGAGAACAUUUGUUCAAACUGUGGAUCUAUGAAAAGGACGGUAUCAAAUACCAGCAAUAUGAAUACGUCAUCGGUCUGAACUCUGAUCGAUCAAUGAAGGAUUUAUUGGAAUGGAAAUCGGCACUUGUUGUGGCUACAGGUGAAUCUGGGAUAUUUGAUGACUACAGACGACCAACCCACAUUGUAACUGAAUCCUUCAUCACUGACAGAAAAGGCGAGCUUCAUCUGGAAAUCGACGACAUCGUAGAGAUUCUAGAAAUGCAGAUCGCCCGUGACGAAACCUGGGUAAAGGGAAUGCGACUUAGUGAUAAGAAGACUGGGUGGUUUCCAAGAAACAAGUUGGGCCAUGAAGUCGACAGUGAAUACAGCAUAGGUCAAGAGGUUAAGCUUCGUUAUCGAAGAGAGAGAGAAAGGAGAAACGAUCAAGGAUGGCUCCAGGAUUUUCCAGAAGUGGGGCCCAAUGUCCUCAUCAGAGUGGGGGCCGGCGACCCCAACGAGAGCGAAAGUAGGCGUGGUCGGGAUUCGCUCAGAGUCUUAGAGAGGUUGUCGAGGGGGCGGAGCCCCCAUGAUGAAUGAGAAUUUAGUGGUUUCAAGGGCUUAUUAAAUCGAUUUUAGUCUU
Molecule: messenger RNA, 2238 nt
Organism: Anneissia japonica
Lineage: Eukaryota; Metazoa; Echinodermata; Crinoidea; Comatulida; Comatulidae
Product: rho guanine nucleotide exchange factor 5-like
Exons: 8
Coding region: 1017-2195 (392 amino acids)
Molecular function (GO): protein binding
Source: RefSeq, a predicted model, not a curated record